Messenger RNA from Limanda limanda (common dab), 851 nucleotides. RefSeq names its product E3 ubiquitin-protein ligase RNF182. NCBI's taxonomy places the organism in Eukaryota, Metazoa, Chordata, Actinopteri, Pleuronectiformes, Pleuronectidae. The transcript has 7 exons. The record is from RefSeq and is a predicted model, not a curated record. Bases 60 to 851 code for a protein of 263 amino acids.
CCUCUACCCCCCCGAGCAACCAUCACCUCCACCAGCAGGUGAAGACGACAGCCAACAGAAUGAGCCAGCUGAAGGAGGCGGAGCCUUGCCGGGAGCUGGAGGGCACGGUGCAGGCCUGGGCUCAGUCACUGGUUUACACUCUGGAGGAGCUGGAGUGUAAAAUCUGUUACAACCGCUACGACACUCGCAGCAGGAAACCGAAGCUUCUGGGAUGUUUGCAUCGCGUCUGCGCCAAGUGUCUGAAGAAGAUGGUGGACAUGGGAGAGUCCUCGCCCUCGGUCGUCAGCUGUCCCUUCUGUCGCCAUGAGACGCACGUCCCCGAGGAAGAGGUGUGGUUGAUGGAGGACGACCGGCACAUUCUGGCGGUGUUGUCGUGUCAGGACCGAGCUCGGCGUGGAGGAGGAGGGGGGGGGGGGGUGGUGUUGAGUCCUUCUUGUCUCACCGGGGGCGGCGUGGAGGCGGCGCACCGCUCCUCAGACUGCCUGGUCAUCACCAUCAUGGAACUUCCUGAAUCGUCUCCUUCGUCGGACUCACUGAGCACGCUCAACGUGGUGGGCGUGUACCGCCCCCCCAGCAUCGACUCGCUGCCCUGUCACCUGCCCCCCCACAAGUGUCACAACUGGACAUCCCGCAGUGUCCCUCGCUGCCUGCUGGGGGCGCUUUGCCUGGUGUUCUUCAGCUCGCUGCCUCUGGGGAUUUACCUGCUCAUGAUUGGUCAGCUGUGGUUGGGCGUCGUCCUCGUCAGUCUGGUCCCGUCCACGCUGCUGCUCCUCGUCAUCUACGGCUUCUGUCAGUGUCUCUGCCACGAGGUGAUGGAGGCGCUCGCCACCCGCACACACACGCUGCCGUGA